AUGGCCAAUCCUUACGAGUCGACGACGUUUUGGGACUCACUAUCCUUGCGUGUCGACGGUGCCAUUGGCGCAAUGUCUCUUUCUCCUAACGGGAGAGAUGCUGUUUUGGCCGGACGCAGAGGCCUUUUCAUUAUAGACUUGGAUGACCCUUUCAAGGCGCCCCGGUGGCUCCAUCACAUUACAUCAUGGGAAGUUGCGGACGUUCAAUGGUCGCCUCACCUGGCAAAACCAUCCUGGUGUAUAUCCACGUCGAAUCAGAAAGCACUAUUAUGGGACUUAGCCAGACCUUCGAACAAUGCUAUCCAGAAUGUACUCCACAGACAUACUAGGGCAAUCACGGACAUCAAUUUCCAUCCAGUAGACCCUGAGAUGUUAGCGACUUGCUCAAUUGAUACCUUUGUUUAUAGCUGGGAUAUGAGAACACCAAGAAGGCCAGUGGGAAAAUGGGCAGAAUGGAGAGCUGGAGCGACCCAGGUCAAAUGGAAUACUGCUAACUCCUACCAAAUCUGCUCAAGUCAUCACCACAGUUUCUAUUUGUGGGAUUCACGAAAGGGAUCGAAUCCAGUUUUGAAGAUCGAAAAUGCUCACUCUGGAAAAAUCAAUGGUCUAAGUUUCAGUGGCUUCAACGAUAAACUCAUUACUUGUGCAAACGACAAUACUGUGAAGUUUUGGGAGGUCAGCUCCGCUUCCCGUGAUGGCGAAUUGCAACCCACUGUUUGCAUAAGAACAGACUAUCCUGUGGCUAGAGCGAGGUCUCUUCCUUUCGGAGAGGAUAACUGUUGCGGAAUAAUGCCAUCAAGAGGAGGUGGUGAUGCUGUUCACAUAGUAAACUACGAAGAAGCUUAUGAGCGGGCACAGUCCUUGGGAGAGACUGCUGUUAUGGACGCUAUUCCAGAUUAUUCAUAUAAAGGACAUAAUGGGAGGCUUAAAGAUUUUCUUUGGAGAACUCAACAUGAAAAAUAUCAGGGAUUUGAGAGCAAACAUGCUUGGAAAGAAUACCAGCUUGUCACAUGGUCGUCGCAAGACUUUGACUUGAAGUUGUGGCCACAUGACGAAAAGCUAUAUAACAUCGUUAACUACAAUCCUCUGCAUCAAAAAUUACUCGACUCUCUUGUUAGUUCGGUUGAAAGGCUGGAAUUUGAGUCCCAGUCUCAUGUCAGCACCCCAGAUUCAGAAGUUAAUGAGGAGGCGGCCAUGAACAAAUCGAGCUCAAUGAAUUAUACUACAUACUCCGCAGAGCCUCCUCUUUCGGUGACUGACUUGGCUAAAGAGACCAACGGAGACAUUUUAUCCACUUGGGCACUUUUCAAGAUCAAGCAAUCUCAGGAAUCACAGGGAGGUACUUCCCAAUUGAACCAUUUGAAUUGGAUUUCGGGUGUUAGAAUGGGAAGGAAAGCCCCGCGUAUAGGGGCCGAUACCCAGACGAUAGAGGAUGACGAUGGUCCUUCAAAUUUAGGUGAGGAGGUCAGUAUUGUCGGACAUAAGUUUCCCAAGAUACGUUUUGAGAAGAUUUCUGUUUCAACGGGCCAUAUUGUUCUAUCCCUACGCGGUCCAGUGCCUACAAGUCCUGGUGAUGAAUCUUCUGAACAAGUUCUAGAGAAUGAAAGAAAGGAGGGCCCAGCAGACAUGGAUGAUAUUACUUCCCCAAAUACCUCUGCAAUUGCGGCUCUAGCUCCGUUAACUCCAAUCCCCACAAUUUCGAAUGCUGGCCCAAUCACACCUUCCACUGCAGUGACAACUACCAAUGGCCCAAGUAUUCCUUCGCAGAAUAUCCAGAAGAGCCAGUCCACACCUAGUAAUCAUAACUUCACACCGAAAACUCCGGGAAAUUCUCGGCAAGUUCCGUUGAGUAAUAAUACUCCAGCAGCAGCCCCUCUGGCAGAUACCACUGUGGCAGCUGCUUCGAACGUGGAGACCUCCCAGGAGCAGAAGUUGAUUUUCAUCCGGUUGGAAAUCAAGUUUCCCAAGAUGUAUCCCUUCUUGGAAGAUAUGGAACUGGGCCGUGGGAGACCUUCGGCUAGACAGAAAAAAUAUAAUCAAGUCCGUUUUGAUAUUGAAGAGACACAUGAGCUUUCUCCAAAGAUCAAAAAGGAGAUGCUUUCCAACCUUCGUACCAUUGCUCAAUUUUACACAAAUAAGUACAACAAAUUUUGUCUUGAGCCUUGCUUAAGAUAUCUUUUAGGAGACAAAAUUGAACUUGAUGAUAAUUUGAUGCUUGAUAGUUCUGACAAUGAUAGUGUUAAUAAUUUGGGUGAAGUCAGCAGUAUUGAGGUGGGAAAUGAGGAUUGGGUGGAUGAUUUGAUUGAUCAACACGAAGCUGCUAAUGGGCUCUUGAAAGAUCUAUCGGUAUCCGCAGAUGAUGAAGAUGACGAUGAUGGAGAUAUUUUUCCGACGGCUAAUGAUGCUUUGACUAAUAGUGGAGAAUUAGAAAGAGCAUUGGAAACCUCUGUGUUGGGCUCCCCUCACCUUGCUGAUACUACUGAUGGAAAUAUUCGACACGACUCCACGCCAGUUCCAAAAGGAUGCGGAGUGGUUUGGACAAGAACUGGCCAAUUGGUGUGUUUCUUCAUUCCGAAAAGCAACGAACAUGAAACUGAGAAAACGCUUCAGAAAUUCAACAUUUUCAAAUUCACAGAUAGUGGGUUCAGCUUAAGAUCAUCUCAUUACCAUCAUCAUCAUGGAUCUGACCCAUCUAAGUCGGAAAAUGAAUCUGUUAUGUCUGAUGAUGACGAAGGUGGCUUGGCAAGCUCUAGCCAACCUAAUUCAGAUGAUGAAGGAGAUACCUCUGAUCCUUAUUCUUCGGACUUCAGUUUUUCAAAUGAUUGGGAUGAGAUGUUAGAAGAUGAUAUUCCGUCGCGGUCCCGUAUUCCUGGAAUAUUCAAAGGAUCGGUUGGUUUAGGUCGAAAACUCCUAGCACAAGAGAACGGGCGCGGCUCCAUCAACAGAACAAUUAGCGGAAGGGGAACUGGCUCGAACUACAAAUCGUCUAUUCACGACGACAAUAUCCUGAGGUCUACAAAGAAAGCGAGAAAAACCAAGAAGAGCAAAAAUAUUAUUGCCAUUCUUGAUUUUAGUCAUUUACUUCCGGACAAAUAUGAACUUGCAUGCGAUUACAGGGUCCUUGGAGAUGAGCCUCCGAUUCUCGCAAAGCACAACUACCAUGUUGCCUUAGAGCAUGGAUACAAAGAGAUUGCCAAUGUUUGGAGAAUUGUUGAAAUGAUAUUAAUCAAGGAUGUUCGCAUGACAGACAUUGAAUUACUCGCCAAAGGGAUUUUGAAUCCCAGUGUGGCUCAUAAGGGUCAUUUUUACUGGGGAAAUCAUCCAUUUGGUCAUACAUGGUUGGUUAAAGAAUUAUUUGAUUAUUUUGAGAAGAGGGGGAACUUGCAAAUGCUUGCAAUGCUCUCAUGCAUACUAUUCGAAAAUGUUUCCAAUAUGCGAUCUAAUACCGGUGGUGUUUUCACUGUUCCAAUUCAUACACCCUAUUCGGCAUUACCACCGCAUCCCUCAUUGACUGUAAUGCGAGAGUUCGGGCUAAUAUCUCCAGAACUAGAAACAUCUGCCACACCAAGUCAACUACCCCUAUCAAUUCUGGGAUCUCCGGGGUCUAGAAAGAACUCUGUCAUGAGUGGCAGGGAGUCAUUAUUUUCACGACUGAUUCCCAACUCGAUCGAACAACCAACCAGAAGUGAAUCUCCUAGUAAAGUGGGAUCGUUGAGGAAAUUGUUACCUGGUUCUCCGUAUCUUGAGACUCUUCUGUCAUUUGAACAGAACAACUUGAAGACUUCCAAGUCAUUCGAUGGUAUUAAAAAGUUUCCAAAGGGACCGAUCGCUCGGAAACCAAGUCGAAGUAUACAAAUGAAGAAAGGUUCUGCAUUGAAUAAUACUAUACUUCUGAAGCUGCGUCAGAGACCACCCCCCACGAUAACAAUUGAAAUGAAGAAUGUUCCAGGGGCGGAUUAUUUUGAGAAUAUUUACUCAAGCUCUCUAUUGAGUGAAUUGGAUCCAAUGAAGCUUUGGUCGUACAGAGAUCAAUAUUCCGAGAUGCUAUACUCUUGGGGUUUACCUUUUCACCGAAUCAAAAUCUUGAAGUUCAAUUAUCCAGAAGAUACCCAUAGGACUGAGAUGUUACUGUCUGGUGAUGUUUACAAAAUUAACUUCGGGUAUAGGUACCGCAAAGCCCUCAGUGCUAAUCAGCUGUUGGUGACACCUAUAACUCCUAUACCAACGGCGAAAAGCAAUUCAUGGAACACAAGGAAAAGGAACAAGCUUCAAUACUGCGCACUAUGUGGAUUGCUCAUAUCCAAAAGAGUUGUAAUCUGUACAUUCUGUGAACAUGUUCUUCAUUCACAUUGCGCAACUUCAUGGUGGUCGAUUAGCUCGAACGAUGAUGAAACAACUCUUGAGUGUCCCACUGGAUGUGGAUGUCAAUGCCUUGAUCAUAGAAUGUAG
Messenger RNA from Sungouiella intermedia, 4449 nucleotides. The record is from the annotation of a GenBank genome assembly. NCBI's taxonomy places the organism in Eukaryota, Fungi, Ascomycota, Pichiomycetes, Serinales, Metschnikowiaceae.